Cynoglossus semilaevis (tongue sole) is the source of this 2242-nucleotide messenger RNA. Its product is annotated as ankyrin repeat and SOCS box protein 5-like. The coding region runs from base 715 to 1563 and encodes 282 amino acids. Lineage: Eukaryota; Metazoa; Chordata; Actinopteri; Pleuronectiformes; Cynoglossidae. Gene Ontology annotation, molecular function: protein binding. The transcript has 7 exons. The record is from RefSeq and is a predicted model, not a curated record. Gene Ontology annotation, biological process: intracellular signal transduction; positive regulation of protein catabolic process; protein ubiquitination.
AGAAGAACCUCAAAAUCUGGCAUUAGUAAUAAUUAUCAUAUCAUUAAAAAACAGAAAAUAAACUUUGUAUACGCAGUUUAUAACAAAGAUAUUAUUACGUUUUGGGAUCAUUUCUUUUUCUAAUUUGUUUUUAAACACGUUUGGGAAUCGUUUAUUACUGUGCAUUAAGAAAGUAAUAUUUUACAAAAUGCCAAAAACAAUAAGGCCAAAAUUAUUAGCACUAUAUUUCAAAUGUCACUUGAAUUUUCCUUUAUGCUGAUUACAUACUGACUACAGUGAACUGGAGUUAUAUUCAGCAAUAUAUAUAAAUAUAUAUUUGUAUAUAUCUUCUCUCUUCACAGUGAAAUGUACAGACAUAUUGUUGUUAGCAAACAUCAAAAAAUGCGUUGGCAGCCUCAGAUAAAUAAGAUUUGACGAACAAAUCCAACAGAUAAAUCUUGAUAAAAUAGUAUUUAUAAAGAGGGCCAUGAUUGGACCCCUGGACCAGGUUUUGGACACCCCCGGUGUAUCAAUAAUUCCCCCUUUAAGAAUGUAUACAUUAUUAUGGAUCAUAUUCCUCUAUAAUGUGCCGUAUUUCGUGAGCUAAGCUCACAGGCAGUUAUUUUUAGGCUGUGCAGUGUUGCAGUCAUGCAAUGUUGCAAUGUGUUGGCUCCGAGCAGCCACUCAGUCUGAUGCUCUUCAUGUGGAGCUGCUUUCAGUUUCACUUCUGUCACCAUGUCCUACACCUACCAGUGGCUGGAUGUGCCGUGGGGAGAUGGAGAUAUGGGGUCUUGGGCAGAUCGCUCCCCCCUCCAUGAAGCGGCAUCUCAGGGUCGACUGCUCGGCCUCCGUACUCUGCUGGACCAGGGAUUUUACCCCAAUGUUGUCACCAUCGAUCAUGUAACUCCUCUCCAUGAAGCCUGCCUGUCAGGACACGUAGCCUGCGUCAGAGCAUUAAUAAAUGCUGGAGCUAAUGUCAAUGCUGCGACCAUCGACGGUGUCACUCCUCUAUUCAACUGUUGCUCUUCUGGAAAUGCCGGCUGUUUGGAACUGCUGCUGCAAAGUGGAGCUCGCGCACGUGCCCAGCACACACACUUUCCCUCCGCUCUGCAUGAAGCCUGCAAGAGAGGUAGCAGCCAGUGUGUAGAAGUACUGCUGGCCCAUGGAGCUGAUCCAGACGCUCAGCUGUCCCAUCAGGGUUCUCCCCUGUAUGUGAGCUGUCUUCACCAACAUACUGCCUGCUCCAAGAUCCUGUUACACAGAGGGGCCAGUGCUAAUGUAGGCUGUGGAGAAGAGAGUCCUCUUCACGCUGCUGUUAAACUGGACAGCGCUGAUCUGGUUUCAGUCCUGCUGGACUACGGCGCUGACGUCAACCUCAGAGACCGUUCCAACAAACGACCUGUCGAUUUGGCGCCCUCUAGUGGAAAAACCAAGAAGCUUCUGCAAGCUUUUGAAGCUUCUCCGAGGACUCUUUGCCAGCUGUGUCGCAUCCAGAUCAGGAAUUCGAUUGGUCGAUCCAGACUGAAGCAGCUCUCAUGUCUUCCGUUGCCGCCACUGCUCACCAACUAUCUGGAGCAUACAUAGACCACAAACACACAGGCUGAUGCUGUGAGGCAGCUCCGCCAUCCCCUCCUUUCCAAAUUAAUAAUAAUAAUCAAAUAUUUUCACAAAUAACACAAGUUGGUUCCGAAUUCUCAUCCUAAGAAGGACUUAUUUGGAGUGUACUGUUCUAUAAAAUAAUUGCAUUUCCUUCUUGUGUUUUUAUCAUUUUGUCUGUAAUUCACUGAUUGUGCCAACUUUUGUAUCAACAUUGUAUGUUCUUUUUUCUAUAGUGUGGUGUUUACUGAACCUCAGUCCAUGUCCGUCUUGAUCUACGUAGGGUUCAUUAUUUAGGGGCAACGGUUGCAUAGAAGUACACUGCGGUUUUAAGCCUCAGAUUUUACUGUAAUAUAACUUCACGUUGUGAAUAACAAAAUUUUAUUUUUUAUGGGUAACUGCUGACUUUCAGGUAUUCACAUUGCAUGGUAGGCUUGACUUGCAUUGGUAAUCUUUGUUGAGCUGUAGCCCGCAGUCUGGACAAACAUGUAGACCACAAAUGCUUGUGACUCACUUGGCGUAUGUCAGCCAAAUUACUAAUAUGGUUAGGUAGGUGUCUGAAUGUUUGUGUAAAGUUAAUAGCUACAGAGUGAAAUGCUAAACUGUGCUUUGUGUUCGUGUGUGUUAUAUAUAAUUACAAUAAAUUAUAUAUAUUUUAAUUGGAUUC